Molecule: messenger RNA, 1707 nt
Organism: Gastrolobium bilobum
Lineage: Eukaryota; Viridiplantae; Streptophyta; Magnoliopsida; Fabales; Fabaceae
Exons: 6
Coding region: 1-1707 (568 amino acids)
Biological process (GO): protein transport
Source: RefSeq, a predicted model, not a curated record
AUGUUGGACUGGUUAUUGAAGCCAAAAUUCUAUACAAAAUGCAACUCGUGCGUGAAGUUAAUAAAGUUGAGGCUAGAGUUCUUACUGAAUAAGAGGAACGCAGUGCUUAAAUUUCUUAAGAAAGAUAUCGCCGACCUUCUUAGCAGUGGCCUUGAUUACAAGGCAUAUGAAAGGGCUGGAGCGCUUCUGAUCGAGCAAAAUAAAUUGUCUUGCUACGAACUUGUUGCAAACUUUGUUGGAUGCAUUUUCGAUCAUCUUGAAGACUUUUAUAAGCAGAGGGAUUGCCCUGAUGAUUGUAAGGAAGCUAUACCAUCGUUGAUGUAUGCUGCUGCUAGGUUUUCAGAUUUGCCGGAAUUGCGUGAGCUCAGAACUUUGUUUAGCAAGAAAUUUGGGAAUUCUCUUGAAUCUUGUAUAAGUAAAGAGUUGAGGUUUGUUGAGAAAUUGAGGUCAGAUCCUCCUUCGAAAGAAUUGAGCAUCCAGUUAUUGCAUGAUUUAGCACAAGAAUUCUCUAUAGAAUGGCAUAGCAAAACUUUGGAGCAAAGAUUUUUUUCACAGCUUCUUCCAGAGCCUAAACAUGAUCCACUAAAUGAUUAUGAUGAUGCAAAGGGGCACAAGAACAACAAUUUUGCCAUCCCAAGAAUAGAAGACCUGGUUACUAGGGGCGAAGAGAGAGAUAAAAGAGACCACCCUACAUCUAAAGGAUAUGAAAGAUACAUCCUAUCUAAAGAAAGGUCAUGGAGGCUGCAAAGCAGCAGUGGUGAUGAAACAACCACUGAAUAUUCAACCCAGGGUGGCUCAAAGGCUCGUUCAAGUUCAUUAGAAAGUGUAUCUGAGGAUGAAUUAGAAAUCAAGGAGUCAUUUUCCAUUAAGCUUGUUCCACCUUCUUAUGUCCAAGAAAAAUUUAAUAAAGGUGAAAACAAUUUCAAGAAAACAACAGAAUCUGAAGCUCUAACUGAGGAGGAGUCAAAUCAUGAUCUUCGUGAACCAGUUGUUCAAAGAAAUCAAAUACCAAGAUCAGUCAGGCAGAGACAUCUCAAACCACCACCCGGCAAUGAUAAUGUUUCAGAUUCUAAAAUUGGUAUCACUAUUGCAAAGCUAGAUUCCAGUGGAAUGAAGUCAGAGAAAGCAAAGGAAGAAGGUGAUUCAAGGGAUAGUGAAGAAAGGAUGAUCGAUGAUGAGCUUUUAAUGCAUUGCGGUAAGAAACAACAUGACGUCGUUUUGGGCAAAAAUCAUGGUAUUUUAUCAGGCAUAGGAAAAGCAAAUACAAGUGCUGACCCUUCUCAACAAGGACAUCAUAAUAGGCAAAAGAGAAGGCAUGCAAAAUCAGAUUUUGGAGCGACAUCUCUUCCCGCUGAAGAAACAGUUUCCAAGCAAGCAUUAAAAGGAAAAUCAGAUUUUGGAGCGACAUCUCUUCCCCCUGAAGAAACAAAAGGGCUUGCAAAAUCAGAUUUUGGAGCGACAUCUCUUCCCCCUGAAGAAACAGUUUCCAAGCAAGCAUUAAAAGGGCAUGCAAAAUCAGAUUUUGGAGCGACAUCUCUUCCCCCUGAAGAGACAGUUUCCAAGCAAACAUCAAAAGGGCAUGCACGUGCAAUUUCAUUGGAACCGCAAAUGUUAAGGGACCCUGCUCAUGUGCAUCCUAGGCUACCAGAUUAUGAUGAAUUGCAUGCUCGCUUUACAGCUCAGAGGAAGAUAGCCCCACCACCUUAA